Molecule: messenger RNA, 1309 nt
Organism: Dermatophagoides farinae (American house dust mite)
Lineage: Eukaryota; Metazoa; Arthropoda; Arachnida; Sarcoptiformes; Pyroglyphidae
Product: transmembrane protein 19
Cellular component (GO): membrane
Source: RefSeq, a predicted model, not a curated record
UUUCUGUUUACAUUCGCUGUUGAUCAUGUCUUCCAUGCGAUAAUGAUGAUAAAAUCAAAUUUUUAUUCGAUCAAUUUCAAUUCGAAAAAAAAUCAGCAAUGUCAUUCACUUUGAAUGGUCAUAUUUAUCUUCCAUUGGCUGUAGCAUCCUUAAAUUGUAUUCUAUUUUUCAUUGCCAUUAUAUCAUUAUUUUUACGAGAUGCUAAUCAUCAACCCGAUUGGUUACGAUGUGUAUUGGCAAUUUUGAUUCCCGGUUUAAUGGCAUAUCGUGGUCUAAAGCGGAAAACAAUCGAUUAUAGUGGAGCUGUAGCCGGCAUCAUUAUUGGCAUGUCAAUGAUAUUGUCAAGUUAUAUCGGUAUGGUUGCAUUGAUAACCUGUUAUUUAGCUGCAUCAAAAGCAACCAGAUUUGGUGAAGAUAUCAAAAGACAAUUUGAACCAAAUUUUAAGAAUGGUGGCCAAAGAAAUUGGAUACAAGUGAUCAGCAAUUUAGGUGCUGCAAAUAUUGCCUUAUUAUUACGUUUAAUUUGGUUUGGUGUUGGUGAAAUUCGUUUGGAUUUUUUACAUAGUGAAAAUUAUUGGAAUUCAUGGUUGCUACUUUCAUCAUUGAUUUCAAUAUCAGCUGCAUUGGGUGAUACAUUUAGUUCAGAAUUGGGUCCAGUGUUUUCUGGACCGAACACUGAACCAUUAUUGAUAACAACAUUACGUCGUGUACCACGUGGAACAAAUGGUGGUGUGACUAUCGAUGGAUUUGUAGCCGCAUGUAUCGGUGGAUUCAUUAUCGGUCUUUGUAGUUAUCUAUCAAUCAUACUAUUCAUACCGACUACUGGCCAUUGGGCACACACCACUUCACAUCAAAUAACAUGGUCAACACCACAAUGGCCAUUAUUACAUUUUUGUCUUUACAGUGGAUUAUUGGGUUCAGCAUUAGAUUCAUUAAUGGGUGCCACAUUACAAUAUACCGGCUAUGAUCAUCGUCGUCGUCGUAUUGUCGAAUGUGAACAACAAAUUGAUCCAUUUGGAUCAACAUUAUCAUCAUCAUCUUGUGAUCAAUCUGGAUCGAAUCUGGAACAUAUUACCGGUAAAGAUAUAUUGGAUAAUCAUGAAGUAAAUCUAUUAAUGACAAUCAUAAUGGCUACUAUUGUUCCAUUGAUUAUAAUGCCAUUAUGGCCAUUUGGUUUUGGUGAUUCAUAUUGAGCAACCUUUGACCUUUUUUUUAAUUUAUAUCAAUUUUUAUACAAUUGUAUGUCCUAGUUGUUAUUCUGUUAUUAUGAAUGAGAUUAAUAAAAUAAAAUUUGGCAUGUCACAGGUUA